This is a messenger RNA of Rhinocladiella mackenziei CBS 650.93, 927 nucleotides long. RefSeq lists its product as uncharacterized. The transcript is spliced from 9 exons. The record is from RefSeq and is a predicted model, not a curated record. Gene Ontology annotation, molecular function: succinate transmembrane transporter activity; thiosulfate transmembrane transporter activity; antiporter activity. Gene Ontology annotation, biological process: thiosulfate transport; oxaloacetate transport; malate transmembrane transport. Bases 1 to 927 code for a protein of 308 amino acids. NCBI's taxonomy places the organism in Eukaryota, Fungi, Ascomycota, Eurotiomycetes, Chaetothyriales, Herpotrichiellaceae.
AUGACCAAACUCAAGAAGCAAGGCCAGCCCUUUUGGCUUGGCGGUGCUGCUGCAUCAAUGGCUGCUUGUUUCACACAUCCUUUAGAUCAAACAAAAUAUCGGAUGCAGGUCAUGGCCACAAGGCAAAAUAUGCUGCGAACCUUGAUUCAAUUCGCAGGCCGCGACGGAAUUCCAUCAUUAUGGUGGGGAAUCUCGGCAUCGAUGUUGCGACAAUCAACAUAUUCAACUACAAGAUUCGGUCUUUAUAACUAUUUUGCACACGAGGCUCGGCAACGGACUGGACAACAACGGCUCUCUAGUUCAUUAGAGAUAGCUUGUGCUGGGUUUGCCGGGGGGUUUGCUGGCCUUGUCGGCAAUCCCACAGAGGUCGCUCUCGUGAGAAUGUGCGCAGAUGGUGCUAAACCGCCAGCGCAGCGAUUCGGAUAUAAGCAUGCCUUUGACGCUCUGGUAAGAAUCGGUCGAGAAGAAGGUCUGCGUACUUUCACUCGAGGUCUCGGCCCCAAUGUGGUGCGUAGUGUUAUAAUGAGUGAGUCCGAAGUGUCUGCUUCCGAAUACUCUGCGGCCAAACACCAGCUAUUAGCAAAUCCUUUCCUCAGUCUCAAAGAUGGGAUGCCUGCACAUUUCCUUGCCUCACUGUUGGCAGGCACAGUGGCGACUACGGCUUGUGCUCCUGCCGAUGUUUUGAAGAGCAGGGUACAAAAUGCUGUGGCAGUGGAUGGAAGUGUGAGCAAGAUUGUCAUAGAGUCCCUGCGAAAUGAAGGCCCACAAUUCCUCAUGAAGGGAUGGACACCGGCUUGGCUGAGGCUGGCACCAAACACCGUCCUCACAUUCAUCUUUAUGGAGCAACUGCAGAAAUUAGUGAAUUUGUCGAGAAACGUGAGGUCGGGAGAGCCCGCACCGGCGGCCGUGCCAGCUCAGAAAAUUUAA